AUGGAUCCGGAUAGCGUGAUUUUUAAGGGCUUCGUGGAGAGAGACACAGAGCUCAUUUCUGAUUCCAUUCAAGCACCGAACGAGAUCUUUCCGAUGACACCGAUCGACAUUCCUCUCGAUCUCCAGAUCGAUAUACUCUUGCGAUUGCCCGUGAAGUCUCUAUUGAGAUUUCGAUGCGUCUCCAAGCUUUGGUCCUCAAUCAUCACCAGCCGAGACUUCAAAAACCAGCACUUGAACAUUGCUACUUGGUCAUCUCCUCCUCGUCUUCUCAUUGCUUUUGAGGACUUUUACGGAGAAAGGCUUCUGUUAGUCUCGUCACCCAACCCAAUCGCACCUUCCUCUUCCUCUUCUUCGUGUUGCGUACCCUACAGAGAUCUGAGCCUAGUCAAAAUUCGAAAGAACAGAGUGCACAACGCGGCUCGAGGUCUGAUCUGCAUUGCAAGCCGAAAGGUGAAGAUCUGUAACCCAAGCACGAGGGAUGUCCAUGUCUUUCCGCGAAUCAAAUUCAGAGCUUCUCCCGAGGUUUAUCCAUGCCGUGUCAACUUUUUGGGGUACGAUCCCGUUGGAGAUCAAUACAAAGUGCUCGCCUUUGAUCGUCUGUAUUGGAGAGCGGAACACAAGGUUCUGACAUUGGGACAGGACAAAACUUGGAGAGAGGCUCCGUGUGUCGCAUGUCCUCACAUUGUUCAUACCUUGGGGCUGUAUAUGAACGGAACCGUCUACUACGGGGCCUUCAUGUCGGAUAAGUCUAUUGUGGUCUUGACUUCAAGGUCAUGA
Microthlaspi erraticum is the source of this 777-nucleotide messenger RNA. The record is from the annotation of a GenBank genome assembly. Lineage: Eukaryota; Viridiplantae; Streptophyta; Magnoliopsida; Brassicales; Brassicaceae.